Penicillium mononematosum is the source of this 1347-nucleotide messenger RNA. RefSeq names its product PWI domain-containing protein. The record is from RefSeq and is a predicted model, not a curated record. Gene Ontology annotation, biological process: regulation of mRNA splicing, via spliceosome; mRNA processing. NCBI's taxonomy places the organism in Eukaryota, Fungi, Ascomycota, Eurotiomycetes, Eurotiales, Aspergillaceae. Gene Ontology annotation, cellular component: spliceosomal complex. Gene Ontology annotation, molecular function: RNA binding. The transcript has 6 exons. The coding region runs from base 1 to 1347 and encodes 448 amino acids.
AUGGCGUCCAGCGUGGAUGCAAAAUUGAUUAGGCGAACUAAGUUCCCUCCUGAGUUCAAUAAGAAAGUGGACAUGACCAAGGUCAAUGUUGAGGUCAUGAAGAAAUGGAUCGCAAGCCAAAUCUCCAAGAUAUUGGGGAACGAGGACGACGUCGUCAUCGAGCUCUGUUUCGCACAUCUUGAGGGAUCACGCUUCCCCGAUAUCAAGCUUCUCCAAAUCCAACUCACCGGAUUCCUUGACAAAGAUACACCCAAGUUCUGCCAAGAGCUGUGGUCGUUGUGUCUAAGCGGUCAGGAAAAUCCACAGGGCGUCCCGAAGGAGCUCCUAGAAGCCAAGAAGCUUGAGCUCAUACAAGAGAAGGUGAUUCUCGAAGCUGAGAAAGCUAGUGAAGCACUUCGACGCCAGCGGGAACAAGACCAAACCCGCGAACGAGAGCUGGAUGAUGUGAGACGCCGCGAGCGAUCAGACCGCGGCCGUGGGGAAGAGGCGGUGACCGCGGUGGCCGUGGAGGUCGGGGACGAGACUUCAACAGAAGAUCUUCGCCCCCCCGAGACCGAGACCGCAGCCGAGACCGCUUCCGCGAACCUCCAUCUCGACGUGACUUUGACUCUUACGUGCCAGCUGGCAAUCGUCGCGGCCGCCGUUCAUCCAGAUCUCCACACGGCACCCGUUCUCCAUCCCGAUCCCCAAAGCCAUCGUCACCAUCUCGCCGAAACCGCGAUGAACCACGCCACAGACGACGCGAACGUCGCUCCCGUUCCCCAAGCAACUCAGUAUCUCCCGAGCGACGCAACCGCGGAGGAGCGAGAAGGCGAAGCAGUCCGGAUUACGGUGAUCGUAGGAUACCGCCGCCGACAAAGCUCCGUCUCCCGCAGUAGUGUAUCUCGCUCGCGAUCCCGCCGCUCAUCUGCACGCUAUGCCCGCCGCGAUUCUCGUCGCUUGAGCCGCAGCCGCAGUCGAAGCCCUGACCGUACCGGUACACGUGAUCGUGGUGAGAACCGUCGCCGCCGCAGCCCCAGCGGUGGUCGCAGCCGUAGCCGCAGCCGCAGCGUCAAGAAGGACACUGACGGCAAGCGGCGCCGCUCUAUUGAAAGAUACAACCCUGAUGAGAAACGACGCAAGAUGGCUGAUGAGAAUGAGGAUUCCACCCGAACCCCCUCGAAAUCUGAUGAACCGUCCAAAACUGAUGACAAUGAGACAAAAGUUGCCGAGCAGACCAAGAAACCACUUUCUGCAUGGGUAAACUCUACUGGGUUCCGUGAGAAAUUACUCCGUGAGAGAUGUAUUGCUAUGCGUCGCCGAUCUGGCGAGAAGCCGAGCAGUGCUUCGCCGCCAAAGCAGGACUAA